AUUCGAGGGUGCGCUGAUAUUUCUUUGUUUGUAUAUACAUAUAUAUUUAGUGUCAUUUUGCUGUCUGAAAGAUCAAAAAAUAGUAAAUUCUUGGUUGCAUUAAAAUUUUCGUUCCGCGUGGACCACCGUUUCCAAAUUUCGAAUUGGCGAAUUUCCUGCGCGACCAUAUGGAGGAGUGUUACAAAUCAGCGAUUUCCGUGGAUUUCCAACGAACGACUGUCGUCGUGUGAUCUCUUCAAAGGAGGAAGAGAAGAACAUUCAACAUUUCUACAGCAUCCAUCCAAUCGAAGAAUACACAUCACAGCAACAGCUCUCAUCCACUCAUUCAAAGCGUGCGCACUCCCCCCGCCCGAAGAAGAAUUAGAAGAAGUAUCAUAUACAUAUAACUGGCAUCAUUCGAAUUUUCGAGUUGUAUACAUCUUUCGUGAAGGAAAAGGGAAAAGGGAAAAGGCAGGAGGAUCAUUUUGGAAGAUUUGUUUUAAAUCGGUAGAUGUGCUUGCACAGACGACCAGUGUGGAACGGCAGCAGCAGCAGCAGAACCAAAAAACUUGUAUCAUCGAAUUCAUCGUUCAUUUCUUAAUAAUAAUAAUAAACGAAUCCAGUAAUAAUAAACGUAGAAUUUACAUUGAAGAAGAGGAGAGUGGAGAAAAAUUGGCUGUUAGGAGGAAGAGGAAAAGUAGAAGUACAAGAAAAAAGGAACUUCAGGUUUAGCAGUAGUAAUAGCAGCAGGUGGUUAGUGGUGGUGGUGGUGGUGGUAGUGGUAGUUGUGACAAAGAGUAUAUAGUAUAGUAUUAUGGCGAAUUCAAAAUUGAGUCCGCGGAAUUCGGAGGUGAACGCGCUCGAGCAGCGUGGAUAUCUGAUUGGCAAGAAGAUCGGGCAGGGAUCGUACGCGACCGUCCAUCUGGCCGAGUACGUGGACGGCACCGGGGGAAAGAAGAUGAAGCUGGCAUGCAAGAUAUUCGAUAAGGAGAGGGCGCCCAAGGACUUUCUCGAAAAGUUCUUCCCGCGCGAACUGGACAUCCUCACGAAAAUAGAGAACGCCCAUCUGAUCCAGGUGCACAGCAUCCUGCAACGGGGUCCGCGCGUCUUCAUAUUCAUGCGGUACGCGGACAACGGGGAUCUGCUCGAUUUCAUAAAGAGGAACGGAGUGGUCCCCGAACAGCAGGCCAAACUCUGGUUCCGGCAGAUGGCGAGUGGCCUCCAAUAUCUGCACAACAAGAACAUUGCGCACAGGGACCUCAAAUGUGAGAACAUACUCUUGUCGAGGCGAUUUAAUGUAAAGCUGGCGGACUUUGGUUUCGCCAGGUUUUGCGUGGACGGCGAGGGCAGACGUGUCCUCAGCCAGACGUACUGCGGUUCGGCCGCCUACGCCGCACCCGAAGUCGUCAACGGCACCCCAUACAAUCCGAAACUGUCGGACAUCUGGUCCCUGGGCAUCAUACUCUUCAUCAUGCUGAACGCGUCGAUGCCCUUCGACGAUUCGAACCUACGGAAACUGCUCAAGGACCAGAUGACGAGGAACUGGGUCUUCAGAUCACGAGUGCGUGAUACGAUUUCGUCGGCGGCCAAAUCGAUUGUGCGGCACAUCCUCGAGCCGGACAUUACGCUCCGUCUGACGCUCGAUCGGGUGAUCGCGCACGACUGGGUGAGGGCACGCAAGGAGCGAGCCGGUGGAACGCUGAUCGGUCGUCUCGUCCAUCCCGGUCAAAACAAUAGCAGCAGCAACAGCAACAACAAUCAUCAUCAGCAGCAGCAGCAGCAAUCGCAACACCAGCAACAGCAGCAGCAGCAAGAGUCCACGUCCGGCGCUCGAUCGUACGACGAGGAAGAUGCCGGUCCAGGCGAUCACAAAAAACCCGAGACGAAGAAGAGCAACACGCUGAUCAGCGUAGGCAAGGAGCAGUGAGAACGGCGCAGAGGACAGGGACAGGAGGAGAGCGCGCUUGCUAUUCCUAAAUAAAUUUAAGAUGAAGAAUAAAAGAAAUGACACCACC
Nicrophorus vespilloides is the source of this 1994-nucleotide messenger RNA. RefSeq names its product testis-specific serine/threonine-protein kinase 2 (gene Tssk). Gene Ontology annotation, biological process: autophagy; peptidyl-serine phosphorylation. Gene Ontology annotation, cellular component: cytoplasm. Gene Ontology annotation, molecular function: protein serine/threonine kinase activity; ATP binding. Bases 794 to 1906 code for a protein of 370 amino acids. Lineage: Eukaryota; Metazoa; Arthropoda; Insecta; Coleoptera; Silphidae. The record is from RefSeq and is a predicted model, not a curated record. The transcript has a single exon.